GUUGGUGGCAUUGUACAUAAUCGUGAAGUUAGCUACUUAGAAUUUAUCAGAGUCGGGUUUAUAAUAUUUGUAAUUUCACAUUAUUGCCUGUUUUUGCUUUAAUUUGGAUCUGAUAUUUUGAUUUGUGUAGUCGCUCAAACGCGCCAAAAACCUCUACAAGCGAUUUAACCUUAAAAAAGUCUGUUUCUGUGAUGUGGUUUUAUUACAUCGCUUGAGGUUAUUGCGGAAUGUUGGAAGAUUAAUGGAAUUUCUGAAUUUGAGAGUGGAAAAGGCGUAAAAAAUGUUUGUGAAAAGUACCGUUAUUUACAAGGCAGCCGGUCCUGGAUGCAUCGUCGGCAACUUCACGUCGGUAUGCAAUAAGAAUGUCAGUGAUGUGUGUCGACAGUAGUUGUGAAUGUUUACUCCCGAAGAUAAUUAAUCAAGUGUUUUAAAUUAAAAAUGAUUAAGAAAAUGCCAGUGAAAAAAGCUUGUGCGAUCGUGCGUUAAAGUUUGAGAUGUGAGGUCAUCGCCACAGUUCAAAAUGGCAGGCCGAAAUCGUCCAGUCCAACACAAAAACUUUUGUACAAUAUUUACCAAGUUACAGGGUGCUUUUUCGGAGGCAGUGACCCACCAGAAGUAUGUGACGGACAAACGGACUUUGGAAAAAACGUCCAAACUCAUGGACAAAGUAGUGAAACUGUGCCAACAUCAAAAAAUGAACUUGAAGAACUCGCCGCCUUUUAUACUAGAUAUUUUACCAGACACUUAUCAAAGACUGCGGUUCAUUUGCUCCAAGUACGAAGACAAUAUGAUUGCUUUGCACAAUAACGAACAUUUUCACAUAUUCAUCAUCAACCUGAUGCGGAAGUGUAAACAAGCAAUCAAAUUGUUCAAAGAGGGCAAGGAGAAGAUGUUCGACGAAAACUCGCACUACAGAAGGAACUUAACCAAGCUCAGUUUAGUGUUUAGUCAUAUGUUAAGUGAACUGAAAGCCUUAUUCCCGAACGGGGUGUUUGCCGGAGACCAGUUCCGGAUCACCAAAGCGGAUGCGGCCGAAUUCUGGAAGACCAACUUUGGUAACAGCACCUUGGUACCGUGGAAACUUUUUCGUCAGGAACUAAACAACGUCCAUCCGAUCAGCUCCGGCCUAGAAGCCAUGGCUUUGAAAUCCACCAUAGACCUCACUUGUAACGAUUACAUAUCAAAUUUUGAGUUUGAUGUAUUCACGAGAUUGUUCCAACCCUGGGCGACGCUGUUACGAAACUGGCAAAUAUUGGCGGUCACUCAUCCGGGUUAUGUUGCAUUCCUGACUUACGACGAAGUCAAAUUAAGACUGCAGCGGUACAUUCACAAAGCUGGAAGCUACGUAUUUAGACUCUCUUGCACGCGACUGGGUCAAUGGGCCAUCGGCUACGUCACAGCGGACGGAGAAAUCCUCCAAACGAUACCCCAAAAUAAAAGUCUGAUCCAGGCACUACUCGACGGACACCGCGAAGGAUUCUAUUUGUUUCCCGACGGCCGAUCGGUGAAUCCGGACUUGUCGUGGGCGGUGCAACCCACCCCCGAAGACCACAUUGCCGUUACUCAGGAACAAUACGAACUGUACUGCGAGAUGGGAAGCACAUUCCAGCUGUGCAAAAUCUGCGCUGAAAACGACAAGGAUGUCAGGAUUGAGCCCUGCGGACAUUUGCUGUGCACCCCCUGCCUGACUGCCUGGCAGAUCGAUUCCGACGGCCAGGGCUGCCCGUUCUGCAGGGCCGAGAUCAAAGGCACCGAACAGAUAGUUGUAGACCCUUUCGACCCUAAAAAAUCCCAUAACAGACCCAAAACAUCGUCGGCUAGCUCUCCGAACGCGGGCAACAUCGACGACGACGAUAUGGAGUUUGAGGAUGUUGGCGAGUUGUGGACUUGCGCUGGAAGUAGUUUACACGCUCUGGCACUGUCACCUCGUAGCGACAUUUCAGCGUCAGCCAGCCCGAUGAUAUCGCCGGGGAGCAGCCCCCGCUGCGUGCGUCGGAACAUCGCCCCCGGGACACUGCCGCCCCCGCUGCCCCCACGGAAAAACUCGCCCACUCACGAGCAAACGAUUCUGCCAACGACUUCGAAUCUCUCACUACGAAACGGUUUACACAGCACAAACGGGCACAAAUUCACUAACAACGGCAUGAACGAAGCACAAUCAGUAACAAAUCUAACCCACAACACGAUCGAGAUACCUCAGAUAGCGAAGAGCAAUUCCAUGUUGGAGAUGCACAGAAACCCAAGUUCCGAAAACGAUAAUAUUGUAGAAUUAAGCUCACCCGAGACGAUUUACGGUGUAGUUAUAUCAAAUUGUGAUAAUAUUAUAGAUAGCACUAAGAGUCAAACGCGACACUUGAGUUGUCCCACAUCGAGAAACAAGCCGAUGAGCAAUCAGCCGGUGAAAUCGAGCACAACGCCGAAUUUUAGUCACUCGAGCAGCGACCAAACGGGGCAUCCUGUCUACGAAAACGUCAACUUGGAGCUGCCCCCAAAGCACAGAGACAGGGUGAACCCGCUUGAGAGAGACAGCACCGUGUCGUACGAAAAUCUGAACAUGGACUACAUUAAGAAGUUGGUUAGUGAGGGUUAUUCCAAAGAUGCCGUUAUAAAAGCGCUGGGGAUUACGCGGAACAAUGUCGAUAUGGCUUGUGAUAUUUUGCACGAAUUCGGGACGAAGUUGGGAUAGCAGCAUCAUUAGUGCCGAUCAGUGUUGCAGUUAUUAGCAAAUUUCGUUUAAAAUAAUUGUUCCCGCGACUUGAAUUUGCUAAUAAUGUGAUUAUGUGUCCAGUCCUAAUUCUAAAUCGGUGUUAGGCAAAUCAGUUUUCUGAUCGUCAAUGUUACUGUGUUUUGACGGUAAAUAGUUCACACAGUACCUUAAAUAUGUUUUUUUCGGUCGAAAAAUCGUGAUCUGGAACUGUUAUUUUUAUAGUCCUUUUAGCAAACUUGGAGAGUAUUUUUGUUAAGGACCUUGGGUGUUGUUACUCCUAUGGAUUAAUGUCAUACCAGUUGACUAGCCAAUACGAUGCAAUAUUUUGCUAUGCUUUAAAAAGUAUUUUAACAUAUCUAUGUAUUUAGUCAUUUUAUGAAAAACAUACGCUUCGAUUUUAUUUUUACUAACAAUUUAAGGCGCGAACAUAAGUCUGAUCACUUUAUUUGAUACUGAAUAGUACAACUUACGACGUAUAAUUAUUACAAAUAUUUUACCUUAUUCGUAAACUUCUACAGUAAUAAUUACUGAUUAAUUCCGAUACCGGUGUUUUUUUACUAUAUGAAACGUGUAAAUAUAUUGUUUCCUCAGGAAAGCGUCAAACCAAAGUCUGUAUAUAGAUGAUUGAAAUGAAUUAUUAUAUGUUUUUUAUUCAUGUAAAUAUUUCGCCAUGUAAUUCUUAUGUAUAAUUAAAUAAAUUAUAAUAACCAUU
Molecule: messenger RNA, 3419 nt
Organism: Tribolium castaneum (red flour beetle)
Lineage: Eukaryota; Metazoa; Arthropoda; Insecta; Coleoptera; Tenebrionidae
Gene: Cbl
Product: Cbl proto-oncogene
Exons: 7
Coding region: 521-2686 (721 amino acids)
Biological process (GO): negative regulation of epidermal growth factor-activated receptor activity; cell surface receptor signaling pathway
Cellular component (GO): plasma membrane; membrane raft
Molecular function (GO): receptor tyrosine kinase binding; calcium ion binding; SH3 domain binding
Source: RefSeq, a predicted model, not a curated record